Penicillium bovifimosum is the source of this 3393-nucleotide messenger RNA. Its product is annotated as DUF1765 domain-containing protein. Bases 1 to 3393 code for a protein of 1130 amino acids. The record is from RefSeq and is a predicted model, not a curated record. The transcript is spliced from 2 exons. NCBI's taxonomy places the organism in Eukaryota, Fungi, Ascomycota, Eurotiomycetes, Eurotiales, Aspergillaceae.
AUGUCUUCGCCCUCUCCCGGGACACCGGCCAGCUACCCGAAUGAUGACCAGACCCCCGAGCUCUCUCGUGCCGCCAGCUACACCGAGCUUCCCAGCCAAGCAGCAACAGAACCUCCGACAUUAAGACGUACCUUUUCCGACUAUGCUGUUCCAAAUGUGGCAGAAUCACCGACAAAGGAAAGUGUGGCUGCGGGGAAGGACAUCCUCCGACGAACCUCGUUACGCUCCAAGGACAAGCCAAAGUCAACCCCCGUGUCCCGUUUCACACUGUCAUCAUCGGAGGAUUUGACGGACGCAGAAUCAAAUAUACCAGAAACUAGGGCUCCGGAGCCGGCGGUGCGGCCAUCCAAAAGCCUGUCAAUGUCAGGGCGGAUAGUCAGCUUGGCGAGAAAACCCUGGGGCUCAUCCUCCCGAUCCCCCUCACCUUCAGCGAAAAGAUCCAGACAGCAAGAUUCCCCAGACCCAACUCGGACCACCGGUAGAACCACAGACGAUGAUCAGAUGCCGCCCUCCCGCCGACGGACGAUCCUUUACAAACGCCCGCGUCGCCCAAUGCUAGCUGUCGUGGCCAAGGGACCUGAAGACAGUCCGAGUUCACCGAGCAGUCCGACGACCAAUCCACUACGGCACCGAACCUCAUUCGAGAAGUUUACAGCGUCGCUUUCGGUCACAACCCCGGUGUUACCACCUAUGCCAAGAGGAGCCGUAGAAACUGCAGCGGCGUAUGCGAAUAGCGGUGUCGAUCGUGCACGCCAGAAGGAUGAGCUUUGGAGCAUCUUUCGCGGUUUGGAAGCCGACUUUCAAAAGUUCCAAGCCAAAUCUAGCUCGCUCAAAGCCAAUGUCAUCCGCACCUCCCUCCUCCCUUUCCUCAGUCGCCCUCAGAUGCACGCUUCGUGCAAGAACCUCAGGCCGGAGGAUCUCGAUCGUCGGGUCAAUAUUCUCAAUAAAUGGUGGAUUGGGAUGUCGGAGAUGCUCAAUGGCAAGAAUAACCAAUCGAUCUCGGGAACCGACCGACCAGUGUAUCUGGAAGCUGUGGUGGGGAUCAUGGCUCGACCAGAAUGGCGCAUCCCCUUUCCCAUGGCCCAAGGCAGUGGACCUACAGAUUCGUUGAACUAUGCAUCGACUUCGGUGUCGGAAACAUCGGAUGUGUCAGGUUCCUCGGGCUCGGAUUUCUUGGUUGAGUCGAUUCAUCACAACAUUCGGAACAUCUUCAUUCAAAAUUUGCUAUCUCAGAUGGCAUUCGUGGUGGAGCGAAUGUCUAUGAGACAUGCACCAGCUAGUUUGGUCGCUUUUUGUGGGAAGGUCUGCGCGUAUGCCUUUUUCUUCUGUCCCGGGGUGCCUGAAAUCCUGGUCCGCCUGUGGUGCACACCUCCCAAGAUGUUCCGGCGUAUUUUAUCGGAAUCUGGAGGUUUACGCGCUGGAGACCGUGCAUACACACAGGAGCUCGCCCUGUCCUUUCCACCGGCUCUCCGCCCUCUCGCAUACCACUCUCAAGCGCCUCUGUUGCGCUACCUGCGCCAGAGCCCUGAGCUACCCUUGAAUACCACCCCUAUCGAUUGGAAUCGACCUUGGGUCACGCGAUGGGCUGGACGCGACACAGACCUGUUCUUUGUCUUUGUGAAAUACAUCCAUAUCCUGUAUGCGGAGUAUAUUCCCUCGGAAACCGAGAAGGCAAAGCGGAUAUUGGCACCUGGACUAUUGAUGGUUCAUGCCCAGCUCCUUUCCAUUAUAGAGGACACGAUCUACAAGCAGUCAGCGCAGCCACUAAACGAAAACCCUUACACAGUUGCUGCAAUUACUUUCGACGAUUUCAUAGAGUCACCGGAUACUUCUGCUGCGCCUCACCAUCUCCGAAACGGCAGCAACAGCCAUCGAUCGAUGGCAGAGAACCGUUUGGUUGUCCUCCUACGAGAUUUACUCUCCGAAUCGUCGGUUGAACCAAACCGUGCUCGUUUACUGUUUGCCGAAUCAUUCUGUGGCAUCAUCAAAGCUGCUGCGCAGAACAUAUCCCUCUAUGAUCAUCCUGCAUGUUUCUUGCUGUGUGACUUGCUGGAAGAGAUCAUUCCAAUUGUCACCCGCUACGCUCAGUCGAUUGAAACGGAGCUGUUCGAUUGGAACUUUUGGCUUGCCGUUUGUCGUCAAAUGAUGCAGAGUCACAACUCGCUCACCGAAAUCCGCGUAUUCUCUUUCCUGUUCAGUGUCUGGGGCAUCUGGACUGCCACAGACGAAAGGAAGGCAACUCUCUGCCUGGACUUUUUGUUGCAUGAACCGGUAUUCUACUACUAUUUCAAUCACUGGAGUCCAAUGGUGCGAGCGUAUUUCCAUCGUUUGUUGUGUUGGAGAGUCGGGCGAUUCAACCCGGAUCCCUCUUCUCUUGACUCGAACAUCUAUGAAGUACUUUCAGAUCGACUCCUGCGAGUCUGGGAGUAUUACAUUGCGUUCCAAUCCAAGGCCGAAGAGGACAUGACAGCCCCACUGUCCUCUGCUCCCUGCACACCAGCUCCCGGGCGAAGAAUCAUCAUUAUCCGAUGCGACAACCACCUGUCUCCAGUCAAUCUUUUUGUCAGCUUCGACCGGGUCGUUCCCCCCGUGCCUUCAGACCAACUUGUGUCACAACACCGACGAACGGGAUCUUCCGACUCCAAUAACUCCGAUAGUCAACCACCUAAAAAGCGAUGGGGGCUCUUCAAGGCCAUGUUCGGCAGUUCUUCCAGCACACGUUCCGCCGAGGGCGUCAGCAGCAGUCCUGAUGACUCUGAUGGCGUAUCCGAUCUUACAGUGACGCCCGAUAGCAAGUGUAAGGAUGACCAUGAGAAAACUCCGAGCAACAGUACGGACGAACUCAGCCGCCCCAAAACUCCGCACCAGCCAUUCUUCUUCAAAUUCUCCCUCGAAUGGACGGACCGCCCACUUGGCCCGACCAAAAACAAGCGUCUUUUCCCCCCUUGUCUCCCUGUCGCAUCCCAGUUGCACGUCGAGAAUCGACGAUCUCCUGACCGAUCGGAGUAUGACACAGCCUCGGAGGAUCCAGUCCAGUCCGAGAUUGAGGCUGAUCAGGAAUCCCAACCCCCCGCCGACCAAGAUACCCCUACACAACUUACUUCAGAUACAUGGCCGCGAACACCCACAAACAAAAACUCUCCCCUUCCCGAUCUCCCCCUCAACCUUCCUACGACCAUCUUGUGCCUAGCAAAUAUGCAGGCCGUGCCCUCGCGGAAUGGGCACAUGUUGUCUCCGAAUGCGACAGCUUUUUCGCCCGUCGGCGUGACGAGGGCGUCCCAAAUGAUGGCAUGGUGGAGACGCCAGCUUUGGGAGCUGAUAGCUUCCGCAAAUAAGCGUCGCAAAAGUGCAUUCCGGCAGACACAUUAUAGACUCUUGACAUGUUCAGGCUGA